This is a messenger RNA of Blepharisma stoltei, 1344 nucleotides long. NCBI's taxonomy places the organism in Eukaryota, Ciliophora, Heterotrichea, Heterotrichida, Blepharismidae. The record is from the annotation of a GenBank genome assembly.
AUGGCAGGUAAAGAAAACUCCCAAAAUGGUCUCAUAAUUUUCAACGUAUGCAAAAAAGAGCUCGGUCUCCCUGACUCAUCUUAUAGAAAACUUUCAACUUACUUCCGCCAGAAAUAUCGAGUCGCCGUAAAUCAAUCAGAAAUCUCAUUAGAAACGCUCGCUGAAGCAACCUUAGUUAUUCUGGCGGGACCUCGAGAGAUGUUCAGCAAACAAGAAGUAGACGCAAUGAAAACCUAUACUCAAGGCGGCGGCAAUAUCCUUAUUCUUUACAAUGAAGGAGGAGAAGCCAAGCUUGGAACCAACUUAAACUAUUUAUUGGAGGAUUAUGGAAUUUCAGUAAAUAAUGACUCAGUAAUAAGAACAGUUUACAAUAGAAAAUAUUUCCACCCUAAAGAAAACUGUAUAUCCAAUGGUAUCAUCAACCGAGAAAUUUCAAAUUUCGCCAAAGGAAAACAAAAGGCUAAAGCAGGCAGCCUAAUUGCACAAAAUUUUGUUGCCCACAUGCUGAAGAAUGAAGGUGUAGAGUUAACUGAUGACCAUGGCGGUUUGACAUUUUUGUACCCUAAUGGAGCUUCUUUGAAUGUCCAGAAGCCUGCAAUACCUAUUUUAUCAAGCGGCCCGAUUUCAUACCCACUGAACAGACCGAUAGCAGCUGCUUAUACUUCAAAGACAAGAAAAGGAAGACUAAUGGUAGUAGGCUCAUACCUUAUGUUCUCUGACAAUUAUCUUGAAAAAGAAGAAAAUUUCAAGCUGAUGGAAAUCCUAACUAGAUGACUUUUAGGAGGAGAUAUUGAUAUAGACUUAGGCCUUGAAGAAGAUAAUGAUCUGCAAGAUUACGCUGUAAUCCCUGAUAUUGCAUCACUAUCAGACUCGCUCAAAUCUUGUUUGCAGACGAGUGAAAACAUAUCAGCCAAUUUCAGGCAGCUUUUUGACGAGUCUCUUUUCAAAUUUGACACCGAUAUGAUUCCAGAAGCUGUUAAACUGUAUGAAACUACAGGAGUUAAGCAUGAACAGAUCUCAUUAAUUCCUCCACAGUUUGAAGCUCCAUUGCCAGGCUUAAUGCCAGCUUUGUUCCCUCCAAACUUAAAAGAGCCGAACCCGCCUGCGCUUGAUAUGUUUGAUCUUGACGAAGAAUUCGCGAGUGAAGUUGUGAAGCUGGCUCAGCUGACUAAUAAGUACUCUGAUACAGAUAUUGAAUAUUAUAUCAGAGAAUGUGGAGACCUCCUUGGAAUUACUCAACAAAUUGAAAGACUUAAAUUCGGAUAUGGAGGCGAAAAUGAUGCCAAAGCAGUGCUGCAUAGAAUUCUGGUUGAAGUUGUUCAGUAUAAAAAGCAUACUCAAUAA